AUGCCUCCCCAUGCUCGUCACAGGCCCCCCUCUGGCGCACAUCAUGGCCAGCAAGCCAGGCAAGCCGUCGAGGGAGCAGUUCGUCUCGGCGAGCCAAUGCCAGGCCACAGCUGGCUAGAGCGGCUUUGGGGCUGGCCUAGCUCCGUCAUGGUGGUUUGCCUGCUGCGUCACUUGACUGGACAGCCGGCUGGCCUGCUAUACCGCCAGGAACGGGCAUUAAUUGGCAUUGGCAUUGGUGUUGGCACUGGCUCGCCUGCCGAACCACUCGCUCCCUCUCAUCGUUGCACUCGCAAGCAGUUGCAUGCGGCUCCCUCAACGUCUGACCGCUGCUCCGGUGCGUGCGAAACAUGCUACAAGCCUUGCCACCUUUCUCCUCAUCGCCCCGCUGCUAGCAGUCGGACAGCGCGGCUACGUGCCAAAUCACAGCCAAGCUAUGCCCGUUUUACCGCUGUCACCUCCACGUCCACCGUUGUGACGCUCCGCCCUGUCCUGCCAUCUGACGCCAGCUGGGCCCUUCCCGAUGGACACGGCCUGUUUCAUCCUACCCGUUCGCAGUGGGGGGCUGCUCGCUGCCCGGGAUGGACAGCCAAGCACGCAUUCGAUAUGCAGCUCGGACAGACUACGCUCGUUUGA
Bipolaris victoriae FI3 is the source of this 633-nucleotide messenger RNA. RefSeq lists its product as hypothetical. The transcript has 3 exons. NCBI's taxonomy places the organism in Eukaryota, Fungi, Ascomycota, Dothideomycetes, Pleosporales, Pleosporaceae. The record is from RefSeq and is a predicted model, not a curated record. The coding region runs from base 1 to 633 and encodes 210 amino acids.